CUGUUUGCUGUAAAUAAUUAGAAUUUUUGUUUUGAAAUACAGUGCUUCCUAUAAUUGUUAAAAAUAUAUUUUUUAAUUCCAAAUAAAAUAUUUUACUAUCAACCGUACUAAAUGGAUUUAUAAUACACUUUUGCUUCGAAACUGAGCAACCAGCGGUUUAUACAAAUUUGGUUUCAACUUUAGAGAUUCUCUGUUAUCGUAAAUGAAAGUAACUAAUAAAGCGCUCCACCUGCUUUAGAGAUGAUUUCGGGUUCUAUUUAUGCUUUAUUGGCGGGUUGUUUGGCUGCUGCCGCUUCCUUAUCGGCUAAGCUAACUCUUGGGGCAGACUACCUGAAGGAAAUGUGUGAAGCUAGCACAUCUGGAGCGCAACACGACGAAACUGUCUGCCUCUGGCUGCACAUCCCACUGCGGCUGCUGUGCGUCGCCCUGAUGUUCCUCUGCAAUGCUGUUAUGUGGACCUUCUUCUCCAAAGCUCUUCGCUACAGCUCUUCUUCUGCCAGGGCCACUGCCACCACUACUGCGGGCAACUUUAUUUCCUCGGCCAUACUGGGGAAGCUUAUUUUUGGAGAGAGUCAAUCAGUUCUGUGGUGGGUAGGCAUCUCUCUGACGCUGUGUGGGCUGCUGAUGCUUCAUGGAUCCACGCCUCAAGCACGACCACACGACGCCAAAACGGAAUAGUUAUGUUUACAUAAAAACAUCUUCAUGUGUGUGUGUGUGUGUUUCUACCCCUUUCAAGAUUGUUGAAAAGGACAAUUAAAGUGUAGUAGGUGUUUACAUAUAAAAUAUAUUGUUUAUUAAGGCUGAACAAUAUUAAAUAAACGUGCAAUAUGGGUAGCGAUGUUGCUAUUACUCUAAUACAAAACAUACUCAAAGAAACAUUUUGGACAUGCAAU
Molecule: messenger RNA, 893 nt
Organism: Syngnathus acus (greater pipefish)
Lineage: Eukaryota; Metazoa; Chordata; Actinopteri; Syngnathiformes; Syngnathidae
Product: transmembrane protein 42-like
Exons: 3
Coding region: 241-678 (145 amino acids)
Cellular component (GO): membrane
Source: RefSeq, a predicted model, not a curated record